CGAGUACCCGGGGCUGUCCUAACCAACUUCUGAUGGUGUGUUGCUAUGCCUCUGGCUCUUAUUACGGUCAGAUUAAAAGCAAACACAGGGAUUAUUGCAAAACUGAUCCAUUUUUUCAGUUUUAGUUUUUGAUUUCUCGGGGCAAAAUUGGGAUAUGUGCCUCCAGUCUUAUCCUACAGCAGUCGUGCAUAUCCUCCUUCAUAAAAAAACAGAGCCUUGUGAACAGUCUUCUUGAUCAGAAAGCUUCGCGUUCCAACCAUCGAUUAUUUUCCAGAGCUCUGUUCAUUGGUAGGUAGGGUCUUUAUAAUGGUAGGUACUCUCGAUAUUAUUUUUUAGAGCUAUGAUCAUUGGUAGGUCAAUCUUACACGACUGGGUUAGUCCACAAACAUAGGAAGCUUUGGCCUCUGUUUGGACAGCGGACACGACUCACCCAAUUACGGUUUCGAUCCAUUUCUGAUAAAUAAUAUUUCUAAACUGGUUUCCAUCCACUUCCAUUAUUCAACACACCAACCUCGCACCAAUAAAGAAACGAGUGAGUAACGUAGAUGACGAUGAGCAUGACCCGGUGGACGGCGACGGCGGCCAGCAUAUGGAUCCAGUGCUUCGGCGGUGCAUCCUACACCUUCAGCAUCUACUCCUCCGCGCUCAAGUCCUCCCAAGGCUACGACCAAUCAACGCUCGACACCGUGUCCGUCUUCAAGGACAUAGGCGCCAACGCUGGCAUCCUCUCCGGACUCCUCUACUCCGCCGUGGCGCUCAACCGCCGCGCCUGUUUCGGGGGGCCUUGGUUGGUACAUGUGGCGGGGGCAAUCCAGUGCUUCGCCGGGUACUUCUUCAUCUACGCCGCCGUGUCCGGGUUGGUCGAGCGGCCGCCGGUGGCGGUUGUUUGCUUGUUCAUGUUCUUGGGGGCUCAUUCUCAAACGUUCUUUAAUACGUCUAAUGUCGUCACUGGCGUACAGAAUUUCUCUGACUAUGGUGGGACCAUUGUUGGUCUUAUGAAGGGAUUUAUGGGUCUUAGUGGAGCAAUACUGGUCCAAUUCUAUGACACACUAUGCAAAGGCAACCCCAGCAACUUCCUCUUAUUGCUGGCCUUGUUGCCAACACUGGUCUCCAUUUUGUUCAUGCCCUUUGUGAGAAUCUAUGGAGCUUGUAGAGCUGAAAUUGACAAGAAGUACUUAAAUUACUUCUCUGCUUUUGCUCUGCUCAUUGCUGCUUAUCUCAUGGUCACAAUCAUACUGAGAAACAUCUUCACUUUUCCAUUGUGGGCUAGUGUCUUCACAUUCACAUUACUUCUUCUGAUUCUACUCGCCUCGCCCAUUGGAAUUGCAAUCAAAGCUCAAUUCAUGGAGUUAAAGAGACAGCGAGAAACGAGUACUUCUGCUGCUAGUUAUGCUUUACUUGGGAAAGAGGCCUCUAGAGAAUAUGAUCAUGAAGAUAUGAAUCUUGUGAGUGCUAUGAGCUCUGUUAAUUUCUGGUUUUUGUUUAUUGCAAUGCUUUGUGGAAUGGGUACUGGCUUGGCCACCAUAAACAACAUGAGCCAAUUAGGCCAGUCACUUGGUUACACAACUGUAGAGAUAAACACCUUUGUUUCUCUAUGGAGUAUAUGGAACUUUCUAGGCAGGUUUGGAGCUGGGUAUGUCUCAGAUUUUUUGCUGCACACAAGAGGAUGGGCAAGGCCAUUGUUAAUAGCUCUCACUCAAGCAACAAUGGCUGCUGGGCACCUUGUAAUUUCAUCUGGGUUUUCUGGAAAUCUAUAUGUGGGUUCAGUCAUUGUAGGCAUCUGUUAUGGUUCACAGUGGUCACUAAUGCCCACCAUUAGUUCUGAGAUAUUUGGUGUUACACAUUUUGGUACCAUUUUCAACACAAUUGCCAUAGCCAGCCCUCUUGGGUCUUACAUUUUCUCAGUGUGGGUGAUUGGGUACAUUUAUGACAAACAAGCUUCUCGACAACAUGAGUCCUCCUGCAGUGGCACUCACUGCUUCAUGUUGUCUUUUCUGAUCAUGGCCUCUGUUGCCUUGUUUGGGUCUCUUGUUUCUCUUGCACUGUUCUUCAAAACCAAGAGCUUCUAUGACUCCAUUGUGUUAAAUAGAUUGCGGCAUUUUCCAAACUAGCGAGUGAAAAAGAUGAAAACUUUGUGUACUUGUAAUUUUCAACUUUUCAUCAUGUGAAGUGUGAACUCGUAACAAAUUAUAUUUAUUUCCGGAAAAUAAAAAGAUAAUUUUCUGCCA
Messenger RNA from Rosa chinensis, 2228 nucleotides. RefSeq names its product protein NUCLEAR FUSION DEFECTIVE 4. The record is from RefSeq and is a predicted model, not a curated record. The coding region runs from base 546 to 2111 and encodes 521 amino acids. Lineage: Eukaryota; Viridiplantae; Streptophyta; Magnoliopsida; Rosales; Rosaceae. The transcript has 2 exons. Gene Ontology annotation, cellular component: membrane.